AUGGAGAUUCUGAUGCAUUUGUGUCACGGAUCUGUUUGUGGACAUGAGCCUGUUUCAGAUGGAGGUUUUCUAGAGAAGUAUGGGUAUCUGCACCAGGAGGACCACAGACACAAUUCAGCUGAAGUCACCUCAGCAGUCAGGAAGUUCCAGUGGCUGUCGCACCUGCCCAUCACGGGACGGCUGGACAGCUCCACACUGCAGCAGAUGGCCGCUCCCAGGUGUGGGGUGAAGGACGGACGGAGCCACAACACCUGGGCCCAGAGGGUCCGAGCCAUCGUCACCGGUGACCUGGCAGCUGGCAGCCACCACCGACGCAGCAAGCGCUACAGCCAGCCAGGUGAGAAGUGGUCCAAGCGUCACCUGACGUACAGAAUCAUGAACUGGCCACGUCACCUCUCCCAGGGGUCAGUGAAGCUGGCAGUGCGUGCUGCCUUCCAGCUGUGGAGCAACGUUUCUGCUCUGGUCUUCCAGGAGGUAACCCAAGGACCCACUGAUAUCCGGCUGGCCUUCUUUGACGGGGAGCACAAUGAUGGCACAGGGAACGCUUUUGAUGGCCCAGGGGGAGCCCUGGCGCAUGCAUUUUUCCCACGUCGAGGCGAGGCCCACUUUGACAUUGCAGAGCGAUGGACGCUGAACGGCCACAAGGGGCACAACCUGUUUAUGGUGACGGCGCAUGAGAUCGGCCACACGCUGGGGCUGGAGCACUCGCCCGUUCGCCAUGCCCUCAUGUCGCCCUACUACAAGAAGCUGGGCAAGGCGCUGGUGCUGAGCUGGGACGACAUCACCGCUGUGCAGAUGCUUUAUGGAAAGCCUGCUAGUGGUCAGUUGGUUCAGUUACCUGGCCAGGUAUUCAGCUCUGCCCUGCGGGAUUGGGAGAUGACCGAGGGGGUAAAGCAGAAUCCUACUGGCCAGCCUCAGUACUGCCAGGGCUUCUUUGAUGCCAUCACAAUGGACCAGAACAACACAGUCCUGGUAAUCCGGGGGGGUCUGUUCUGGACAGUGUCUAAGGGGGGUAAUGUGAGUGCACCUCGUCCUCUCCAGUACCGCUGGCCACACCUCCCACUGGCUGUUGAUGCGGCUGCUUUCUCCCCAGUGGACAGCAAGUUUUACUUUUUCAAAGGCAGACAGGUGUGGCGAUACUCGGGCAGCAGCCUGGAUCCCAGCUUCCCGAAGAAGAGCAGCGAAAUGGGCCUUCCCCGACACCCAGACUGCGCCUUCUUCUAUGCCCCCCUCGGACAUAUGGUCCUGCUGAAGGGCUCACGCUACUUUGUGCUGAACUUGGGAGCCCUGCAGCUGGAGCCCUACUAUCCACGCGGGCUGGCCGACUGGAAGGGGGUACCCCGCGGGACCAACGGUGCUCUGCGCUGGUCUGACGGUCGCUUCUACUUCUUCAGACAGCAGCACUUCUGGAGGUUUGACCCCAGGAAGGUGCGGGUGACCAGGGGUGGAAAGUGGGCCCAAGAGCUAGAGUGGACCGGUUGCCGGAGAACCCACGGGAGCAAUGACAUCCUCUGACCCCCAGGGGGAGCUUCGACUUUGAACAGAGGGGAGAGGAGACAGUAUGUGCAAUCUGACAGGCUGGGCCUCAGUGCUCAGACUGUCCUCACCAAAUCCAGGGUGUGUGUUGUAAUUUCUUAAGACUCAGUACCUCACAACAAGUGUUCAGAUUCCUCAACAAUCAUACAAAUGUGACUGCUAUUCUGUGUUUUUCCACAUAUUUUUAUUAUUAAUGGGAGCUGCACCAAAACAUUGCCACAUACAGUAGUUUUACUCAAGAAUAUUGCCCAUGUUUAAGAAAACAUUUCAUAUGAUCCUUGGUUUUACACUGAAUUAAGUUCUGUA
Megalops cyprinoides (Indo-Pacific tarpon) is the source of this 1842-nucleotide messenger RNA. RefSeq names its product matrix metalloproteinase-28-like. The coding region runs from base 1 to 1515 and encodes 504 amino acids. Gene Ontology annotation, biological process: proteolysis; extracellular matrix organization; collagen catabolic process. The record is from RefSeq and is a predicted model, not a curated record. Gene Ontology annotation, cellular component: extracellular matrix. Gene Ontology annotation, molecular function: zinc ion binding; metalloendopeptidase activity. Lineage: Eukaryota; Metazoa; Chordata; Actinopteri; Elopiformes; Megalopidae. The transcript has 8 exons.